This is a messenger RNA of Owenia fusiformis, 693 nucleotides long. The record is from the annotation of a GenBank genome assembly. Lineage: Eukaryota; Metazoa; Annelida; Polychaeta; Sabellida; Oweniidae.
AGUAUAUUGAAAUUGCAUGUACAAAGAAACAAAAUGCCUGUGUAUACAGAAGUAGAUCAUGACAUUAAAGAUGCACUUGAUAGGAAAGAUGAACAUCAGCUGAAGUUGAUCCUCCAGAAUACAACCAAGUGCAAUAGAGAGACAAUUCUGUGGGCAUUUGAGAGAAAUGUGAAACCUAGUACAAAUACAUUGGACUUAUUACAAGAAAAAGGUGCAGAUGUCAAUGCUAGGAACAAUGAUGGUGAGACUGCAUUGAUGUUGGCUUGUAAGUCUGGCUCUCUGGAAUGUACACAGUGGUUAACAGAGCAUGGUGCAGAUGUCAAUGCUAAGGACAAUGCUGGUAACACUGCAUUGAUGUUGGCUUGUAGAUCUGGCUCUCUGGAAUGUACACAGUGGUUAACAGAGCAUGGUGCAGAUGUCAAUGCUGGGAACAAUGAUGGCGUGACUGCAUUGAUGUUGGCUUGUGAGUCUGGCUCUCUGGAAUGUACAAAGUGGUUAACAGAGCAUGGUGCAGAUGUCGAUGCUAGGGACUAUUUUGGUGUGACAGCAUUGAUGCUGGCUUGUAAGUCUGGCUCUCUGGAAUGUACACAGUGGUUAACAGAGCAUGAUGCAGAUGUCAAUGCUAGGAACAAUGAUGGUGAGACUGCAUUGAUGUUGGCUUGUAAGUCUGGCUCUCUGGAAUGUAUACAGUGG